AUGAGUGUUGAGCGGGUGAGGUACCCUCGAAUGCGAGCCCUUUGUGGCAAAGCGCUAAUGCAAGUCAUAGGUAAAGGGUUGUCUAUGGAUAAGUUUAUCAGUUGUUUCCCAGUACUAGCAGAGUCGCCUGAAGGCAUGGAAGCAUUAAGAAAUGCCCGUCAACAAGUGAUUGGGUUCUGGACCAAAGCUGCCGAAAGCGAGUUUGAAACCAUCUUCAAGGAAAGGGACUUGGAGACCAAACUUGAUCAACUAGAUGAGAUUGUUCAAGCAGCAAGAUUGAAUCGACAGAGAGGAUUGGACCAAACUCUUGAAGUAGAUAAGUUAGGGCCAUCGGACAUAAUAGAAGGAACCGUGGUGACCAAGAAGAAAGAAGCCAUUGCCAAUCUUGAGAUCAUGAAGCAACAAUUGGUGCAGGACAACGAUGAGCUAUACAGAGAGUUGGCUUCCAUAGUGAAGGAAGGAGAAGAUACACACCAAGACAUUGAUACUAUGAUCAAAGACUUACAACAACAAGUAGAGGGACUACGAGAUAACAGUGCCAUUGAUUUUAGUAUUGAUGAUCUAGCAGAGAUUUACAAAAGUACAGCUUAA
Messenger RNA from Lizanozyma spartinae, 591 nucleotides. Its product is annotated as MIND complex subunit. The transcript has a single exon. Gene Ontology annotation, biological process: chromosome segregation. Gene Ontology annotation, cellular component: MIS12/MIND type complex. Lineage: Eukaryota; Fungi; Ascomycota; Pichiomycetes; Serinales; Debaryomycetaceae. The record is from RefSeq and is a predicted model, not a curated record. Bases 1 to 591 code for a protein of 196 amino acids.